AUGGAAUUUCCUACGGCAGCUGUGGACGAUUUCGCGAGCGAGAUUGACGGGCUCGAGCAGAAAUUGGAAACUCUUACUGUUGAAGCUGAAGACUCCUGUGCUUCUGCCGACUGUCCCAAAGUCAAGGACGAAAGCAACGUGUGUGCAAUCUGCCACGAGGGCAUUAUUCUUCAAGAAACUGGCUUCGUCAAGGGAUGCGAUCACUCAUACUGCAUCAACUGCAUUCUUCAGUGGGCUUCCUAUAAGACGUAUCCUUGGUGUCCCCAGUGUCGCUUGCCAUUUUCAUCUCUCUACCUGUACAAAAAUAUUGAUGGGAGUUUGAGUGAUUUCAUGCUUGAAGAAACAGUGUGCUUGCUUCUCCGUGCUCCAUGGUACUCGCCUGUGGAAUUCGAAUACCACAAUGAAAUAGAGCACCCACCAGAGCUCGAGGAUUAUGAAGAAGACGAGGAGGACUAUUACCAGAACACGUUGCGUAUUGGCAACAGGCGAUGGGGUGAGAAUGGCUAUGUCCGCCGGGGUCGCAUAGAGGCGCGCCCUGCCCCUGCCCGCACGUCUGGUGCAUUUCAGAAGGGUCACAAUGCUUCCAAGGAGGGAGGGCGCAUUCGUCCUAGUAAAGGUGUGAGGAGCGGUAACAAAGCACUCACGAGAAUGGCGGCCAUGGCAGUGACAUCCGCCUCUGCAGGCGUGUUGCCAGCUGUCUCCGCUGUGUGCCUGAAGGAGGAGAAGCUCUCUGUUGGCUCCUCUUGCACGCAGCUGAAAUCGGCUCAGGCAGGAUUUUCCGGGAAAUCGCUUCGCCAGCAGUCGCGAAGGACUUCGCGCAAAGCCGCUUCCCAAAAACAUGGAGCCCUUCAGGUUGCCGCGACCGCAGGCGCGUCAAGCGACGCAGAGAAGAAGCGGCUGCAGGCGAUGGUGGCGGAGAAUGCGCGGCUGAAAUCGCGCCUGGCGGAGCUGGAGGGGGCUCUCUCGCUCGCCAUGCAGGGAGGCGGCGCCCCUGGCUCGCCUGCUGUUGCCGCUGAUGUGGCAACAGCUGCAUCACCAGCCUCAGCAUCCGCUGAAGUUAUAGAAGAGGCCGUAGGGUCCCCUCCGAAAAGACAAGCUGUGCCGGCCACUGCCGCUGCCCAGCAGAUUAUCUGGCCGUCCCCCCAGGAGGAGCCGCAGUUCUGGAUGCGCUGGCCAACCAGUGAUGGCUACGUGGCAGCAGCAGAGGUGGCGAGCAGUGGAUCAACAGGGGACGGAGUGGUGGGAGAGAGGGACUCAGAGCGGCUUCACAUUGUGCACGUGACUGCUGAAAUGGCUCCCCUGGCGAAAGUUGGAGGCCUCGGGGAUGUGGUAACAGGUUUGGGCCGAGCCUGUCUGGCGCGGGGGCACACGGUGGAGGUGAUGCUGCCGUUCUAUGAGUGUUUGGACACCAAGCAGAUCGACAACCUGCAGCUCAAGCGCUCCUUUGGCUCGUACUUCAAGGGCGACUGGGUUGGUGUGGAGGCGUUUAGUGGGGAGAUCUCAGGCGUACCAGUGGUGCUGCUGAAGCCCGAGAACCACUUCUUCAGGGGAGGGCGCAUCUACGGUGGCUCGUACAACGAGCUCGAGGCGUACCUCUUCUUCAGCCGCGCCAGCCUUGAGUUCCUUCAGGUGACGGGAGCACAGCCGGACAUUUUGCACAUCCACGAGUGGCACACAGCAGCAGUGGCGCUUCUCUACUGGGACAUCUACCACCAACUCAACCUGCAGAAGCCUCGCCUGAUUCUCACCAUUCACAACAUGGAGCACCAUGGGGAGUGCAGAUGGGAGCAGCUGGACAUGUGUGGUCUGGAUGGGCAGUCGUAUCUCGACUCCGAGAAGGCAAGAUGCUGUGCAGGCGCUACAUGCAGCACGGCGUUGGCCACUAAGCUGACUCCCUCCUCCUCUGUCCCUCUCCUCCCCUCUCCACCCUCCAUGUUCCCCCCGGAAAUAAAACACCCCACCAGCCUGGCAGGCAAGAUGCUGUGCAAGCACUACGUGCAGCGGGGCCUGGGCCUUACACCUGAAAUAACACCUGAGGCAGCAGAGAAGCUUGCAGCUGAUGCGUCAGCAGGGCCCGUGGCUGACUCAGUGCUGACUCAGCUGGUCACGGGGGAGCGGUCCCCAUUGGUGGUGUGCGUGACCCGUCUGGUGGCCCAGAAGGGCAUUCACCUGAUUCGCCAUGCCAUCUACCAGACACACAAAUACGGUGGCCAGUUCAUUCUUCUCGGCUCGUCGCCUGAUGGCCGAGUGCAGGGAGACUUUGUCAAGAUCGCAGAGGAGUUUCAAGAUGGAGGCAGUGUUCGCCUUGUUCUUACAUACAGUGAGAGCCUGGCUCAUCAACUGUUUGCGGCGGUGGAUAUGGUCCUCGUGCCCUCCAUGUUCGAGCCGUGUGGUCUCACCCAGAUGAUCGGCAUGCGCUACGGCACGGUGCCGGUUGUGAGACGGACAGGGGGACUAGCCGACACAGUCUUUGAUGUGGACGAUGGGGGAAACAAAGAGAAAGCGAAUGGCGCCCACCACCUCCAUGCUGCCACGUCUUUUGGGUCCGCCAUACAUGCAGUCGUACCAGCGCGCCUGCUGCCCACGAGUGAGGGUGGGAAGGUGACGUGGAACGGAGUCACAGGCAGCACAUCGCCCUCCCACCCUCCCUCGUGCCUGUGCCUGCAACCACCCCCGCCACCUCCCCCUAUACACGCUGCAACCACCCCCGCCACCUCCCCCUAUACACGCUGCAACCACCCCCGCCACCUCCCCCUAUACACGCUGCAACCACCCCCGCCACCUCCCCCUAUACACGCUGCAACCACCCCCGCCACCUCCCCCUAUACACGCUGCAACCACCCCCGCCACCUCCCCCUAUACACGCUGCAACCUCCCCCGCCACCUCCCCCUAUACACGCUGCAACCACCCCCGCCACCUCCCCCUAUACACGCUGCAACCACCCCCGCCACCUCCCCCUAUACACGCUGCAACCACCCCCGCCACCUCCCCCUAUACACGCUGCAACCACCCCCGCCACCUCCCCCUAUACACGCUGCAACCACCCCCGCCACCUCCCCCUAAACACGCUGCAACCUCCCCCGCCACCUCCCCCUAUACACACUGCAACCUCCCCCGCCACCUCCCCCUAUACACGCUGCAACCACCCCCGCCACCUCCCCCUAUACACGCUGCAACCACCCCCGCCACCUCCCCCUAUACACGCUGCAACCACCCCCGCCACCUCCCCCUAUACACGCUGCAACCACCCCCGCCACCUCCCCCUAUACACGCUGCAACCACCCCCGCCACCUCCCCCUAUACACGCUGCAACCACCCCCGCCACCUCCCCCUAUACACGCUGCAACCUCCCCCGCCACCUCCCCCUAUACACGCUGCAACCUCCCCCGCCACCUCCCCCUAUACACGCUGCAACCACCCCCGCCACCUCCCCCUAUACACGCUGCAACCACCCCCGCCACCUCCCCCUAUACACGCUGCAACCACCCCCGCCACCUCCCCCUAUACACGCUGCAACCACCCCCGCCACCUCCCCCUAUACACGCUGCAACCUCCCCCGCCACCUCCCCCUAUACACGCUGCAACCUCCCCCGCCACCUCCCCCUAUACACGCUGCAACCUCCCCCGCCACCUCCCCCUAUACACGCUGCAACCUCCCCCGCCACCUCCCCCUAUACACGCUGCAACCACCCCCGCCACCUCCCCCUAUACACGCUGCAACCACCCCCGCCACCUCCCCCUAUACACGCUGCAACCACCCCCGCCACCUCCCCCUAUACACGCUGCAACCUCCCCCGCCACCUCCCCCUAUACACGCUGCAACCACCCCCGCCACCUCCCCCUAUACACGCUGCAACCACCCCCGCCACCUCCCCCUAUACACGCUGCAACCACCCCCGCCACCUCCCCCUAUACACGCUGCAACCACCCCCGCCACCUCCCCCUAUACACGCUGCAACCACCCCCGCCACCUCCCCCUAUACACGCUGCAACCUCCCCCGCCACCUCCCCCUAUACACGCUGCAACCACCCCCGCCACCUCCCCCUAUACACGCUGCAACCACCCCCGCCACCUCCCCCUAUACACGCUGCAACCACCCCCGCCACCUCCCCCUAUACACGCUGCAACCUCCCCCGCCACCUCCCCCUAUACACGCUGCAACCACCCCCGCCACCUCCCCCUAUACACGCUGCAACCACCCCCGCCACCUCCCCCUAUACACGCUGCAACCACCCCCGCCACCUCCCCCUAUACACGCUGCAACCAUCCCCGCCACCUCCCCCUAUACACGCUGCAACCUCCCCCGCCACCUCCCCCUAUACACGCUGCAACCUCCCCCGCCACCUCCCCCUAUACACGCUGCAACCACCCCCGCCACCUCCCCCUAUACACGCUGCAACCACCCCCGCCACCUCCCCCUAUACACGCUGCAACCUCCCCCGCCACCUCCCCCUAUACACGCUGCAACCACCCCCGCCACCUCCCCCUAUACACGCUGCAACCACCCCCGCCACCUCCCCCUAUACACGCUGCAACCACCCCCGCCACCUCCCCCUAUACACGCUGCAACCACCCCCGCCACCUCCCCCUAUACACGCUGCAACCUCCCCCGCCACCUCCCCCUAUACACGCUGCAACCUCCCCCGCCACCUCCCCCUAUACACGCUGCAACCACCCCCGCCACCUCCCCCUAUACACGCUGCAACCACCCCCGCCACCUCCCCCUAUACACGCUGCAACCUCCCCCGCCACCUCCCCCUAUACACGCUGCAACCACCCCCGCCACCUCCCCCUAUACACGCUGCAACCACCCCCGCCACCUCCCCCUAUACACGCUGCAACCACCCCCGCCACCUCCCCCUAUACACGCUGCAACCACCCCCGCCACCUCCCCCUAUACACGCUGCAACCUCCCCCGCCACCUCCCCCUAUACACGCUGCAACCUCCCCCGCCACCUCCCCCUAUACACGCUGCAACCUCCCCCGCCACCUCCCCCUAUACACGCUGCAACCUCCCCCGCCACCUCCCCCUAUACACGCUGCAACCACCCCCGCCACCUCCCCCUAUACACGCUGCAACCACCCCCGCCACCUCCCCCUAUACACGCUGCAACCACCCCCGCCACCUCCCCCUAUACACGCUGCAACCUCCCCCGCCACCUCCCCCUAUACACGCUGCAACCACCCCCGCCACCUCCCCCUAUACACGCUGCAACCACCCCCGCCACCUCCCCCUAUACACGCUGCAACCACCCCCGCCACCUCCCCCUAUACACGCUGCAACCACCCCCGCCACCUCCCCCUAUACACGCUGCAACCACCCCCGCCACCUCCCCCUAUACACGCUGCAACCUCCCCCGCCACCUCCCCCUAUACACGCUGCAACCUCCCCCGCCACCUCCCCCUAUACACGCUGCAACCACCCCCGCCACCUCCCCCUAUACACGCUGCAACCACCCCCGCCACCUCCCCCUAUACACGCUGCAACCUCCCCCGCCACCUCCCCCUAUACACGCUGCAACCACCCCCGCCACCUCCCCCUAUACACGCUGCAACCACCCCCGCCACCUCCCCCUAUACACGCUGCAACCACCCCCGCCACCUCCCCCUAUACACGCUGCAACCACCCCCGCCACCUCCCCCUAUACACGCUGCAACCACCCCCGCCACCUCCCCCUAUACACGCUGCAACCUCCCCCGCCACCUCCCCCUAUACACGCUGCAACCUCCCCCGCCACCUCCCCCUAUACACGCUGCAACCACCCCCGCCACCUCCCCCUAUACACGCUGCAACCUCCCCCGCCACCUCCCCCUAUACACGCUGCAACCACCCCCGCCACCUCCCCCUAUACACGCUGCAACCACCCCCGCCACCUCCCCCUAUACACGCUGCAACCACCCCCGCCACCUCCCCCUAUACACGCUGCAACCUCCCCCGCCACCUCCCCCUAUACACGCUGCAACCUCCCCCGCCACCUCCCCCUAUACACGCUGCAACCACCCCCGCCACCUCCCCCUAUACACGCUGCAACCACCCCCGCCACCUCCCCCUAUACACGCUGCAACCACCCCCGCCACCUCCCCCUAUACACGCUGCAACCACCCCCGCCACCUCCCCCUAUACACGCUGCAACCACCCCCGCCACCUCCCCCUAUACACGCUGCAACCACCCCCGCCACCUCCCCCUAUACACGCUGCAACCACCCCCGCCACCUCCCCCUAUACACGCUGCAACCACCCCCGCCACCUCCCCCUAUACACGCUGCAACCUCCCCCGCCACCUCCCCCUAUACACGCUGCAACCUCCGGCGCCUCAAAAGGUGUUUCAGGCCCCACGAGCCAGUGGCGGGGAGUAGUGAGGGCUCGCGGGCAGCAGUGAGGGCUCGUGGGCAGCAGUGA
Molecule: messenger RNA, 6402 nt
Organism: Closterium sp. Naga37s-1
Lineage: Eukaryota; Viridiplantae; Streptophyta; Zygnematophyceae; Desmidiales; Closteriaceae
Source: the annotation of a GenBank genome assembly